CCCCCGGGAACGAAUCCGGCGCCGGCGGCGGCGCCGCGUGCAUCGCCUUCGCGGCGACCUCGCCGAAGGACAACCCCCUGGACGUCGCCGUCCACGCGAGCGCGGCGACGAAAUCCGGCGCGAACCGCAGCCCGUAGUCGCCGUCCUCGACGCGGCAGCGCGACGCCGUCCGCGGGGAUGCCGGGGGGCCCCGGCGAGACCCCGACCGGGACGCAAACCGACGCGUUCGUGUAUCCCUCCCCGCAGGUCAUGUCCCCCGGCGCGGGGAACAUCAACCCGGAGGGAGACGCGACUGAGACGUACGUGUGGGGGACGCUCGUAAACGUGCAAGAUGUCCGGCAGCGGUUCCGACGAUUCGUGGAGCACUUCGAGCUCGCGUCGAGGGAGGGCACGUCGCACUACGACGCGAAACUCCGCGAGUGCUUCGAGAAGGAGGACUUCCAGCUCGACCUGGACUGCAAGCAUCUGCACGCGUACGACCCGCACCUGUACAAGCUGCUGGUGGCGUACCCGCAAGAGAUGAUUCCCAUCUUCGACGUCGUCGCCAACGAGCACUUCGUGGAGCGCAUCUUACCCGACGGCGAAGACGAGGAGUUCCAGAGGUUCCAGGUCAGGACGUACAACUUACAGGAGACGAAGCCGAUGCGCGACUUAAACCCGAGCGACAUCGACAAGCUCGUCGCGGUGCGAGGGAUGGUGACGCGGUGCAGCGCCAUCAUCCCCGACUUAAAGAUGGCGUUUUUCAAGUGCUCGUCGUGCGGCGCGUCCCCCCCGGAGAUGACGUACGUCGACCGCGGGCGCGUGAACGAGCCCCCGAUGAAAUGCCCCGGCUGCGACGCGCUCGGGACCGCGACGCUGAUCCACAACCGGUGCAUAUUCGCGAACAAGCAGCAGGUCAAGAUGCAGGAGACCCCGGACGCGAUCCCCGAGGGCGAGACCCCGAACACGGUGUCCAUGUGCGUCUUCGACUCCCUCGUCGACGAGGCCAAGCCAGGGGAUCGCGUGGAGAUCACGGGCGUGUACAGAGCCGUGCCGAUACGCGUCGCGCCGACGCAGCGGGUCUUGAAGGCGGUGUACAAGACGUACCUGGACGUGAUACACAUACGCAAGGACACGACGGCGCGGAUAAAAAACACCGCGGCGAGGGAAGACGAGGAGGACAGGGCGCGGCACGAGCGCGACGGCGUCGCCUUCACCCCGGAGAGAAUCGCGGCGCUCGAGGAGAUCGGUAAGCGGGAGGACGUCUACGAGCGACUCGUCUCGUCGCUCGCGCCGUCCAUCUGGGAGAUGGAGGAGGUGAAGAAAGGGCUCCUGUGCCAGCUCUUCGGCGCGACGCACAAGACGCUGACGGGCUCGGCCGCGGGGUCGCGCGUCCGAGGCGACAUCAACGUCAUCCUCGUUGGCGACCCGGGGGUAUCGAAGUCGCAGCUGCUGACGUACGUGAACAAGGUUGCGCCGCGUGGAAUCUACACCUCCGGCCGAGGCUCCUCCGCCGUCGGUCUCACCGCGUACGUCACGCGGGAUCCAGAGACGAAAGACUUCGUGCUCGAGUCCGGCGCGCUCGUGCUGAGUGACCGCGGGAUAUGCUGCAUCGACGAGUUCGAUAAGAUGUCCGAGGGCGCGAGGUCGACGCUGCACGAGGUGAUGGAACAGCAGACGGUGUCCAUCGCCAAGGCGGGGAUCAUCGCGGUGUUGAACGCGCGCACCUCCGUGCUCGCGUCCGCGAACCCGAUCGGAUCGCGGUAUAACCCGAACAUGUCCGUCGUGGAGAACAUCGACCUCCCUCCCACGCUCCUAUCGCGGUUCGACCUGAUUUUCCUCGUGCUGGACAAGCCGAACGUGGAGACGGAUAAGCGACUCGCCGCGCAUCUCAUCAGCCUGCACUUCGAGAAGCCGCCGGAGAAGGUCACGGGCGCGUUGGACGCGGCGACGCUGACGGAGUACAUCUCGUACGCGCGGUCCAAGUACCACCCGGUGCUCUCCGACGAGGCCGCGGAGUACCUCGUGGAGGGGUACGUCGACAUGCGGCGGCUGGGCGUCGGCGGCGGACGGAAGGUGAUCACCGCGACGCCGAGGCAGUUGGAGAGCAGCAUUCGUCUCGCGGAGAGCCUCGCGAGGAUGCGGCUGUCGAACGUCGUCGAGAAGCGCGACUCCACGGAGGCGCUGCGGCUGAUGCGCGCGGCGAUGCAGCAGGCGGCGUGGGAUCCGAAGACGGGGCAGAUCGACAUGGAUAAGAUCUUGACCGGGCACAGCGCGAGCGACCGGCGGCAACGCGGCGCCGUCGCGGAGGGCAUCGCAGAGAUUUUGUCCGAGACGGCUGCGGGCCGCGCGCGGCUCGCGGAGCUCGUCGUGAAGCUGAAGGAGCGGAACUCGCAGUUCGAGAUGAGCGUGCAGGAGGCGAGGGACGCGGCGAUGUUGCUCGUGGAGCAGGACCGGGCGACGAUCAAGGGGGACGUGGUGAGCGCGUUGUGAUGAACGGUAGGAUGAAUUGAUGAGACGAACGAUUCGCUCUC
Messenger RNA from Micromonas pusilla CCMP1545, 2513 nucleotides. RefSeq lists its product as uncharacterized. The coding region runs from base 178 to 2472 and encodes 764 amino acids. Gene Ontology annotation, biological process: DNA replication; DNA strand elongation involved in DNA replication; mitotic DNA replication initiation. Gene Ontology annotation, molecular function: single-stranded DNA helicase activity; ATP binding; single-stranded DNA binding. Lineage: Eukaryota; Viridiplantae; Chlorophyta; Mamiellophyceae; Mamiellales; Mamiellaceae. The record is from RefSeq and is a predicted model, not a curated record. The transcript has 3 exons. Gene Ontology annotation, cellular component: nucleus; MCM complex.